AUGCUCGACGGGAUUCUUGGCCGUGGAUUCAGUGUCAAAUGUAAAUCUCUUAUGAAGACGACCCGGGCGAGGAUCGAGGUUGUAAGAAAGCGAGCUGAUGCGAAGCAGAGGUUCUUGAAGGAGGAUCUGGCCAAGCUGCUGUCUAAUGGGCUCGACAUUAACGCCUAUGGAAGGACCGAAGGAUUUGUGGCCGGAAUGAAUAUCUUGUUCUGCUACGACUUUGUCGAGCAAUGUUGCGAGUACACGGCUAAGCAGCUUUUGAGGAUGCAGAAACAAGGAGAAUGCCCUGAGGAAUGUAGGGAGCCUGUGGCAUGUCUUAUGUAUGCUGCUGCAAGGUUCUCUGAUCUGCCGGAACUGCGCGAACUUAGGGACAUAUUUGAACAGAGAUAUGGAAAUUGUUUAGAAGCUUUUGUCAACCAGAAGUUUGUCGAGAAACUAGCUUCGAGGCCUGCUACUUCCGAAAAGAGACUCAAGGUACUGCAAGAUAUAGCUUCGGAGUUUUCGAUAAAGUGGGAUUCCAGGGGUUUUGAAAGGAGAAUGACUGCCCCUUCAGCAGUUGCACAGGUACGUUUGCAAAAAGUGGACGUAGUAAAGCAAAGUCCCGGGCUUUUGGAAGAGAGAAAAGGCAGAAUACGUGAAGGUGGAGCAGAUAACAACUCUAGACGAGAUGAAGCUUAUGAAGUUACUGAAUACAAGGAGAAGUCAGCCUUAAGGAGGGAUAGGAGAACUGACCUUAAGCAAUCAUAUCCUAUCGAGAAAGGUGACCCAAAACUUAAGGUGGAAAAAUCCAACACUCCACACCAUGAGAAAGUCUUUGCUGAUAGCAGGAGUGUCGCUACCAGACAUGCGGGCCCCAGCAAUGGUAUCUGUAACCCAAGCAAAGGAGAAAGCCAAAAAACAGUAUUUCGUGAAAAGGUGGUAGAGCUUGCUCCGAACCGUCUGGAACCUCUGGGAAGAACUGAAAACGACAUUCCCAGUUCUGCUCUCCCGCCACCAUAUGUCAAAUCAAAUGACAAAAAUAUCCCUCCUCCCCCGUAUAUGAAGACAAAAGAAGAUAAAUAUGGACACGAUAAAGAAGAUAAAAACGGCCAUGUAAAAGAGCCAGAGGCGAUUCCCCCCUUACCGAGACCACGGUCAAGUAGAAAAAAACACCACAAAUUGCCGAAUGACUCUACCGAUGAAGAGCAUGGGGCCGUGCUAGGCAGGAGAAGGGAACAUUCUAGAAAGGGCCUACAGAUAUUGUUUGACGAGGACCACCACCAGAGGAAGGAUGACGAGGAGAGGAUGAUCGAUAAACUUUUAAUGCAUUACAGCAAGAAGCCUUCGAGCUAUAAAGAUGCCGGGACUUUAAGGAAAAGAUCGCCUCGUAAAAAACAAAAUCCCGAUCUUGGCGAAUCAUCUGCUGCUGCCUAUCCCACAAGAUCUGUUUCUCUUCCUCACGAGCAGCAUCAUCAACCUACUUCACCACAACCUGAAAAGAAGGUCUUCACCCGUGCCAACACCUUCGAGCCGGAUCGUAACCAGGCACGCCAUGUGCACCCCAAGCUGCCCGAUUAUGAUGAUCUAGCUGCUAGGUUUGCAGCCCUCAAGGGUGGAUAA
Molecule: messenger RNA, 1599 nt
Organism: Striga hermonthica
Lineage: Eukaryota; Viridiplantae; Streptophyta; Magnoliopsida; Lamiales; Orobanchaceae
Source: the annotation of a GenBank genome assembly